Molecule: messenger RNA, 663 nt
Organism: Phytophthora nicotianae INRA-310
Lineage: Eukaryota; Oomycota; Peronosporomycetes; Peronosporales; Peronosporaceae
Exons: 1
Coding region: 1-663 (220 amino acids)
Source: RefSeq, a predicted model, not a curated record
AUGAGUUGCAGGUUUGCUAGGGUCCUGCUCGUGGUAGUCGUCGUUACGUACUUCGACGGCUUAACCAGUGCCGACUUCGAUGGCAGUGUCCAAAUCCGGAAUUCGCAGGACACAUUCAACCGAAACUUGAAAGAAAACGCACCGCAGCAUCUCAAGGGGCCAGAAGAUGUGGAUGACCACUCGACCAACGAAGAGAGAGGGAUUUUGAGCGCCAUCAAGUCAAAGAUCCUUUUUAACAAGCCGCCGAAAGUUGACAAGACGAAGCAGCUUUCUGGGACAAAGCCCGACGCUAACAAAAUUCAGAUUGCUGCGGGUCAGAAAGUUGAUCUCAGCGAGUUGAAAACUACUUCGGGAAAGACUUUUGAUCUCUCCAAAGCGGAGUUUAAGGUUAUUUCAGCUAAGGAGGCCGAUGUCAGUAAAUUGAAAAAGCUGGCGGAAAAGGAUCCUGAUGUGUUGAGUAUUUCGGUUGCAGGAGGAAAGAGCCCCAAACAGUUUUCGACAAAACAAGUCUCGGACCUCCAAUCGCUCAUCAAAAAGCACCCGGAAAGCAGAGGAUUCCUCUCUCCAAACUUGAUUGGCGUUGCUGCAGUUGUACUUCUAUUUGUUGGUCCCUCGAUCGCUCUAAUCGUCGUCGGCGCUACUACGGAUACAUCUCCAAAAUAA